Molecule: messenger RNA, 1232 nt
Organism: Gastrolobium bilobum
Lineage: Eukaryota; Viridiplantae; Streptophyta; Magnoliopsida; Fabales; Fabaceae
Exons: 2
Coding region: 138-1073 (311 amino acids)
Molecular function (GO): zinc ion binding
Source: RefSeq, a predicted model, not a curated record
CAUUGUUCAUCCUCUUUAAAUAAUAUAAAAAAAAAGUUUUUCUUUUUUGUUGGGUUUAUCACUGUGGGAUGCAUGUGUUGUUAGGAGUUUAUUUUCAGGUGUGGAAAUAUUGAGUGGAGGGAAUUGAUGUUAAUUUGAUGGACCAGACAAGAAGCAAAGGCAGUGGUGAGGUAUUGGAUCAUGUUGAUGAAGGGGUGGAUGAGAAUUUGGGCCAUUUGGUUGAAGGAGUUGCAAUUGAUGCAGGAGCUGGCCAUAGCUUGGGCUACAGAGUUAGUAUAAAUGGGGAAGAUAGGACUUCAGAAGUUAUGUGCAAUGAUCUCGGAUUGAAUAAGGAGCUGAAGGAGGGAUCUCAAGAAGUUAAAGGUCAGGACAUGGGUGACCCACAAAAAAUCAAUGAUACAUUGCAAGGGGUUGAUCAAGGAACUAGCUAUAAUUCUAGAAAUUCAGUUACUAGGGAAGUACUUGAGACCUGUGUUGUAAUAGAUUCUUCUUCUCAGAUUGAGAAUGCCAAUGCAGAUAAUAUGAAAUCGGAAGCAAAAGAUAAUGAAUUAAGGUUGAGCAAGGUAUCCAUGAAAGCACCACAGAAAGGAGUGUCCGAGACAGAUAAAAAUUCAUGUGUGAUUGAUGUAAACUGCGGUGGCUGCAAAGGGUUUAGUGAGAGCUUGGAAGGUGAAAUGAUUUGUAGGAUUUGCCAUCUGUCCUCUGGGCAACCAUUAGAAGCAACAGCUGUUGGCACUGCAAAUAGGGUUAAUACUAGUACAGAUUUGAUUCAGCUUGGUUGUGCAUGUAAAGAUGAGCUAGGCAUUGCGCACAGUCAUUGUGCUGAGGCAUGGUUCAAGAUUAAAGGAAACAGGUUGUGUGAAAUAUGUGGUGAGACUGCGAAAAAUGUUUCGGAUGUUACUGGUAAUGAAUUUAUGGAAGAGUGGAAUGAAAGUAGAUUCAUGGAAAGUGAUGUUACCUCAUCUGGCGGGUUUGGUGGGUGCUGGCGUGGACAGCCAUUUUGUAACUUCUUGAUGGCGUGCCUGGUAAUAGCUUUUGUUCUGCCAUGGUUCUUUCGUAUAAAUAUGUUCUAGUGGAGGAGCUAACACUAAUCUUCCCUUCAAAUCUUCGUCCCUGUCUAUAUGAUGAGUGCAAUAUUGGUUCCUGGCACAUACAUUCUCUGAAGGGGUGGUAAUGCUUAACCAUGUCCAAAUUCACAUUUCUCAGGGUAUGUAACCAAGUACCCUGAAGCC